AUGCAGACAGAUGCAGAGCUGCAUGUCGGGGAUUCCUUUGAUGACUUUAGCAGUCUCAAAUGGGCAGUGGAAAUGUUUGAGAAGUCUCAGAAGUCCAAUUACUGGAUACGGGAUUGUCGCACCAUUGAGGCUGCCCAGAAAAAAGGGAUCAAACGAACAAUGAAAGAAUCACUGAUUUACUACAAUCUCACCUGGGCAUGUGUGAAAGGGGGUCGCAGUUAUGAUGAAAGUAUUCGCUCCCCUAGAGGUGAUUGCGGCUCCUGUGUGAAAGUGGCUGUGAGUAAAGAUGGCCAGAGUUUGGUAGUUAAAGACAUUUGCACUAAACACAACCACGACACAUCACAGGAGACUUUUGAGCGGCUUCCGAAGCAGAAACGUCUGUCAACAGAUAAUAUACAGAAAAUUACAAAGGUGAAAAGGGAAAAGAAAGACAAGGUACUGAAGAACCCAGCCAGAAAGAUCAUUCAGCGUAACCUUGUCAAGAAAGCUGGCAAGGUCACAAAAAUUAAAAAGUUUGGCAGCAAUAAUAUCAGUGGCUCCAAAAAAUAUCUGGCCCGUCCACGUUCUCUCCAGGAUUUUGUUGAUAACCUGCGUCUGAAUGGAG
Messenger RNA from Candidula unifasciata, 604 nucleotides. Lineage: Eukaryota; Metazoa; Mollusca; Gastropoda; Stylommatophora; Geomitridae. The record is from the annotation of a GenBank genome assembly.